This is a messenger RNA of Erinaceus europaeus (western European hedgehog), 1341 nucleotides long. RefSeq names its product FA complementation group L (gene FANCL). Bases 38 to 1198 code for a protein of 386 amino acids. Lineage: Eukaryota; Metazoa; Chordata; Mammalia; Eulipotyphla; Erinaceidae. Gene Ontology annotation, cellular component: nucleus; Fanconi anaemia nuclear complex. The record is from RefSeq and is a predicted model, not a curated record. Gene Ontology annotation, biological process: protein monoubiquitination; interstrand cross-link repair. The transcript is spliced from 14 exons. Gene Ontology annotation, molecular function: ubiquitin protein ligase activity.
ACCCCCAAGGCGUCCCCGAGCGCAGGCGGGACUGCGCAUGUGCGGCGUCUUAGCCGCUGGGCCAACGCGGGCCAUGGAGACGGAAGCGAGCCUGUUGCGCCAGUGCCCGCUGCUACUGCCCCAGAACCGGGCGAAAACCGUGUAUGAGGGCUUCAUUUCGGCUCAGGGAAGAGAUUUCCACCUUAAAAUAUUGUUGCCUCAGGAUUUACAGCUGAAGAAGGCAAGGUUACUAUGUAGUUGGCAGCUGCGAACAAUACUUGAUGGGUAUCAUCAUGUGGUACAGCAGAGAAUGCAGCACUCUCCUGAUCUAAUGAGCUUUAUGAUGGAGUUAAAAGUGAUUUUGGAAGCAGCUUUGAAGAAGAAACAAGAUUUGUAUGCAUUACCUCCUCCUCCUCAGUUCUACUCCAGUGUUAUUGAAGAGAUAGAUGCCCUUGGGUGGGAUAAACUUGAUUUUGUGGAUACUUGUUUCAGUACCAUCAAGUUAAAAGCUGAAGAUGCUUCUGGUAGAGAGCAUCUAAUCACUCUCAAGUUGAAAUCAAAGUACCCUGCAGAAUCACCGGAUUGUUCUGUGGAUUUUCCUGUACCAUUUUCAGUUUCCUGGACACCACAGAGCUCCUUAAUAAGUAUUCAUAGGCAGUUUUUGGCAGCAUUAGAAUCACUGAAGACAUUCUGGGAUGUUAUGGAUGAAAUUGAUGAGAAGACUUGGGUACUUGAGCCAGAAAAACCUACAAGGAGUGCAACAGCACGCAGAAUUGCAUUAGGGAAUAAUGCUUCAAUAAAUAUAGAAGUUGAUCCCAGGCAUCCUACUAUGCUUCCAGAGUGCUGCUUUCUUGGAGCUGAUCAUGUGGUAAAACCCCUGGGAAUCAAGCUGAGCAGAAACAUACAUUUGUGGAAUCCGGAAGAUACUCUUUUACAAAAUCUGAAAGAUGUUUUAGAAAUUGAUUUCCCAUCCAGAGCAGUCCUGGAAAAGUUUGAUUUUUCUAUGGAUUGUGGGAUUUGUUAUGCCUAUCAACUUGAUGGUGCCAUUCCUGACCAAGUGUGUGAUAAUUCCCAGUGUGGACAACCUUUUCAUCAAACAUGCUUAUAUGAGUGGCUUAGAGGACUACUGACCAGUAGACAGAGUUUUAACAUCAUAUUUGGUGAAUGUCCAUAUUGUAAUAAGCCAAUUACCUUGAAAAUGUCUGGGAGGAAAUCCUGAAGUAAGAGUACAACAUUUCUCUGAUGAACUAGAAACUUUAGAAAAAAAUAACAGAAGAAGAAAUGUAUUUGGUUUUCAGAGAAAAUAUAAAGCAAGACAAACUAACGUCAAAAGACAAAGAAUGAUAAAGCCAUAAUAAUACA